AUGGAGCCAGAAACAGAGGACCAGGAGAGCACUGUCAUGGACGCUUGGUCAGUCUCUGAGUACGGCCACUCCUCUGACGACCUUUACAUCUCAGAGUCCCGGGAUGGAUCCUACUAUGAAGAAARGAAGAGUGAUACAGAGCUCCCCAUAGAUCCGCAGCACACCCACAUUAGACAGGCUGAGUCCCCCCAUUCUGUGGAGUCCCCUGAACCAUACAACAAGAAAGCCAUGGUGGAACAUCAGAGACCACCAUCGAACUACAGCCCGGAAGAACGUAGCCUGGUCAGGGGACUGAGCCCCAGCAGAAGCCAGGAGAUAGACACCUUAUCACAGGGGCCAGGUAGCGUCUACCCUGGGGAAUCCGUGGGCUCCGAUGCCGAAUCCUACCCAAGCACCCCUUCACCGACUCCCCYAAAGUCCCCACAAGCCCCCACCCCGAACCCCAACUUGUGUCAAAUAUCAAGGCAACGGUCCACCUCCUCUUCCUCCGUUGGCCAGAGUGAGAUGACCCUAACUCUGACCCAUGGGCAACCCAGGGGGGACGGCAGGAGGCUGGGCUCUGGGACGGGGGCCAGGGGGAAUGGGAAUGUUGAGUCUCUGGAGGAAGGAGGGCACAGCGAAGCACCUCCUGCUUAUCUAUCCUUUGGAAUUUCAGCGCAGGGUGCUGAGCAGGCAGAGCAGUGGGACUCUGCGUCUGAGAGAGAUCUCCCCAGUCCCAGCAGACACAGGGUGAGGCGCGCACGGCCCAGACAGAGCGAGAGCCAGUCAGACAGGCAGGUGAAGGAAGCCAAGUCUAAAUGUAAACGCAUUGCUUUGCUGUUGACCGAUGCACCAAAUCCCAGAAACAGAGGGGUGUUGAUGUUCAAGAAGCGUCGGCAAAGGGUUAAGAAGUAUACACUUGUCAGCUACGGGACAGGUCAGCACCAGUUUGACGACGAAAGCGGCAAAGACGUAGAAAGUGAAUACAGCAAAACGGUCAGGUUUACUUUGGCCACUAAUGAUUAUUCAGAACUUGAUGAAGACUACUCAGUGAAUGUACGAGACCGAGACGUCAAUUUAAACUGGGAGAACCUUGGAAUAGCCAACAUAUUUCACCACCUGGAAGAGAUGGAGCAACUGCCAGAGACAAAAGGCAAGGGCGUGGCAAUGUUUGUGCAGCGCCGCCAGAGGAUGGAUGAGAUUGCCUUAGAGCACGAGGAAAUGAGGCGCAAAUGCUUACCCGUCGAAGGUAUUGUAGAGCUUGAAGACACAGAAAUGUACAAGUCUUACAAGACAGAUGAAACUUAUGUGCAAUCCAAUCAAAUUCAAUACAGUGAAAGGCAUGCUGAUCAGAUCUACAUGGAUGCUCAUGGCAAUCAACAUCUGCAGUACAAAGAAAACCAACAGGAGAUGCAACAAUAUGCUCACAUGAUGAACAGUAUGCCCAACCUCCUAGCUAGUGCCAUACCAAAGCCUCUUGUGCCCAACAGAACAGCUAAGCCCUUCUUGGGAUCCCAAAACAGAGUGCCUGUCCCAUUUUCUCCUCUGAGUGGUGUCACUAGCCCAGUGAAGCAUCAUGAACUCAAAUUCAAGGUAUCAGUCCCUAUACACACAGUUCCACAGGUCUGGUCCCCAACUGGGGACUUCAUAGCUUCGCGUGACGAACGCAUAUCUAUACCAGCAAUCAAGACUGGCAACCUACCAGACUCAAAAAGAAGAGGUGCUAAUAGAGCGGCCUCUGAUCAACCCUCCAACGCAUAUAUUCAAAACAGAGGGGAAAGAAAAUCAUAUAUUGAGUCAGGCGAAGAGGAAGACUACUUUAGUCUUGGUGCUGAGGCAUGCAACUUUAUGCAACCCCGAACAGUCAAGCACAAGAAUCCCCCACCUGUUGCCCCAAAGCCUAGCAUCAACCCAGUCUGUCCACCAUGGUUGAAGGAGAGUCCCUCGAAUGUGCUACUUCACCUGGCAAGGAGUCCAAUCCCGGCAUCUUUCCCAAGUCCAGUGGGGKCUCCUCCUCAGCAAUACUUCAAACAACAAGACUGGCUUUYGCRUCAGCAAAYGGCGAACCCCCGKGAACCACCCCAAACUCAGKCACGACCACAGCCACCYAUGAACACCRGGGCACCAGCCAACUCAACAUCACCCUCUCAACUUCAUCCAACCAUGAAUAGCUGGAGUCCACAGCCACCGCGGUCCCCAGUGAGUAUUCAGGCCCCGAACCCAACUCACACGGCACCUCGCCAACCCACAGUCUCAAAGAAUAAGUCCCCAAAUCCUUCGGUGGCAUCUUGCCCACCCCAACGAGGGAGCUCUUACAGCCACGCAGCCAAGGCACCACCUACCUCUUCAAUGGGUCACAUCUCUGAGGGCCAUGUUAGUCCAGCCAUAAAUGGUCCAACUCUGAGGGGAAGAGGUGCCGAACUCUUUGCCAAGAGGCAGACCCGUAUGGAGAAGUUUGUGGUGGAUGCCGAAACAGUUCAGGCCAACAAAGCAAAGUCUCCUUCCCCCACCGCCUCCCUUCCAGGUGCUUGGAGAUACUCAUCCAACAUCCGAGCCCCACCUCCUUUAUCAUACAAUCCCCUUCAUGCUCCUUUCUACCCCCCUGCAGCAGCUAAACAGCCCUCUUCAACAAGUCCAAAAAUCAAGCCAAAGACCAAUGUGAAAACAAAACCACAACCCUCCAAGCACCUGGAUGCCCUAGAUGUCAUGAAACAUCAGCCCUAUCAGCUGGACUCAUCACUCUUUAGAUAUAACGUAGGCACUGAGGCUGAAGGCCUUAGCCCUAGCCUCAAAACGGCCCCCAUCCCAACCCCUGAGUCAAACCCACCCUUGAGCCCUAAACCUGCCCCUGUUGUCAGCCCUAGACCUGCCUUUGCCAUUUCUCCUUACUCUUACCCUGCCCAUGACCUUCCCCCAGCAAACCAACAAAGCAAGCCCAUAGCUCCUGCUAAGUCUACUAGAUCGGGACUUGGCAGAAGCUACUCUCUGUCCCUACCCAGACGGAUGUGCUCCAUGUCCUACAUGCCCUCGCAGUCAUCUAUGUCCCCUGUGACCACCCCUGUGUUCCAUCCAUCUCUCGGGAGGCAGACCUCCUGGCAGGAAAAAGCUGCCCUCAAGCCCCCCAGCCCUUGGGAGGCUGCCUCCCGGAGCACUCUGGGCCUGGUGGACGACGCCUUCCGAUUCCAGAACGUCCCUCAGUCCAUCGCCACUAACGUCAACUCCGCCGCCAACCGACGAUCUCUUCCGGAACCUCCGGACGAAUGGAAGCGCAAGGUGUCAUUGGACGCCCCCAGUGUCAGUGGUGGUUACUAUCAUGCUCCACCCCCAGCCAUGCAUACUAGGUCUAUGAGCAUGACCUCUGCCCCUGUCUAUGGGCCUCCCUUCAGACAGGCCCAGCCUCUGUGGUCAGCGGUGAGUGCUAUGGGUCGAGGCCCGGGCCACCCGAGUCAGUCCCUCUACGCUACCUUGCCACGCACAGCUAUGAGAAGGUAAUCUCGCACAGUCAUCUGUACAUCCUCAGCUAGAAUUCAAAAAUAUAAA
Molecule: messenger RNA, 3519 nt
Organism: Salvelinus sp. IW2-2015
Lineage: Eukaryota; Metazoa; Chordata; Actinopteri; Salmoniformes; Salmonidae
Gene: synpo2b
Product: synaptopodin 2b
Biological process (GO): positive regulation of actin filament bundle assembly
Cellular component (GO): nucleus; actin cytoskeleton; Z disc
Molecular function (GO): actin binding
Source: RefSeq, a predicted model, not a curated record